Messenger RNA from Rhodotorula graminis WP1, 1586 nucleotides. RefSeq lists its product as uncharacterized. Bases 26 to 1552 code for a protein of 508 amino acids. Gene Ontology annotation, cellular component: fungal-type vacuole membrane. Gene Ontology annotation, biological process: transmembrane transport. Lineage: Eukaryota; Fungi; Basidiomycota; Microbotryomycetes; Sporidiobolales; Sporidiobolaceae. The record is from RefSeq and is a predicted model, not a curated record. Gene Ontology annotation, molecular function: transmembrane transporter activity. The transcript is spliced from 8 exons.
CACCCGCUCCGCACGCUCGGCGACCAUGCCAGCGCCGACAGAGAUCGAGCUCGCAGCUCUGCCGCGCGCUACCGUCCGGCCAGACACCCUCUCGCGCGCGUCCUCGACCGACAAGCUCUCGCGCGUUUCAACCUUCGCCAACCUCCCCGACCUCACCUCGACGCCGCCGCCCGAGCUCGCACUGCUCAGCACGAGCGCCAGUGGGCGCAACAGCCCCGCCGCCGAGGAGGUCGGGCAGAGGCUGAGGCGCCUCAGCACGAAUGACCGCGAGGAGGAGGGGCGAGGACUGCCGCCAGUCGAUGGUGGCAGCGGCGCGUGGGGCUUUGUCGUUGCAGGCUUCAUCCUCGAAACCUUCAUCUGGGGCUUCUCGUACUCGUACGCCUCGAUCCUCGUCUUCUUCGAGUCGCACGCGCCUUGGUCGUCGUCGUCGCUCGCCGCCCUCACCUCUAUCGGCACCAUCUUACUCGCCGUCAUGUUCAUCUGCCCCGUGUUCGUCAUCACGGUCUUCCGGCGGUACCCUGAGCGCAUCCGAGCCAUGCUGUGGACGAGUGGGCUCGUCAACUGCCUGAGCAUGCUCGUCGCGAGCUGGGCGACCGAGGUGUGGCAGCUCGUCCUCCUCAUCGGCGUCCUGUGCGGCCUGUCUGGCGCCGUCCUGUACGCGCCUGUCCUCCUUUGGCUCAAUGGCUGGUGGCACGACCGUCGAGGACUCGCGUCGGGCAUCAUCUUUGCCGGCACGGGGGUCGGCGGCACCAUCUUCCCGUUCGCGCUGUCGGGCCUCCUCGACCGGUACGGGUUCCCGACCAUGUGCCGAGCGUGGGCCUGCAUCACGGCGGGCGUGUACGCCCUCGCGCUCCUGUACCUCAAGCCGCGCGUGCCGCUCGUCAAGCCUCGCGGCGAGAGGGCGCCGUGGCUCUCUAUACACGAUUUUCGGUUCGUCAAGGACCCGGUCGUGCUCGCCCUGACGGCGACGACGUUCCUCUCGUCGAUGGGCUACAUGCCCGUCAGCCUGUACCUCCCGAUCUACACGUCGUCGCUGUCGACGCCGGGCAAGGCCAACCUGCUCGUCGCCAUCUUCAACCUGUCGAGCAGCGUCGGGUCGACCCUGACGGGCUACACGAGCGACUACUCGCUGCCCAUCACGCUCGUCGUCAUGGGCACGGCGGGUGCCGUCCUGUCGCUGACGGCGUGGGGGCUCGCGAGCUCGCUCGGCGCCGUGUUUGCGUUUGCGGUCCUCUUUGCCGCCUUCUCCCAGGUCUGCUCAACCUGGGGCGCCGCCGCUCGCGACGCCGCCGGCGCCAACCCGCACUUGUCGACCAUGAUCUUCUGCCUGUUUGGCGUCGUGCGCGGCGUCGCGUCCAUCGUCGGGCCGUUCAUCUCGACGGGCCUGUACGAGGAGGCUCUGGCCGACGACGAGCGCGCCGCCUGGGGCCGGUUCGGGUUCCGCAACAUCAUCGUGUUCGUGGGCGUCAUGUCGUGCCUGUCGGGCCUCGGCGGGCCGGGCGUCUACUGGGCUCGCAAGCGCAAGCUCGCUCUCAAGGCGGCUGCAGCGUGAACUCGGAAUGGAAUGGAACGCUGUUGCACACAGG